Corythoichthys intestinalis (scribbled pipefish) is the source of this 2281-nucleotide messenger RNA. It is a transcript of the gene samd7, whose product is annotated as sterile alpha motif domain containing 7. The record is from RefSeq and is a predicted model, not a curated record. Gene Ontology annotation, molecular function: histone binding; chromatin binding. Gene Ontology annotation, biological process: negative regulation of DNA-templated transcription. The transcript is spliced from 9 exons. Gene Ontology annotation, cellular component: nucleus. NCBI's taxonomy places the organism in Eukaryota, Metazoa, Chordata, Actinopteri, Syngnathiformes, Syngnathidae. The coding region runs from base 280 to 1857 and encodes 525 amino acids.
UGGAGAUCACAGUGAUGUCAGGACAAGGGAGGGCUUACCGCUGCGGAUAAGGCCCGCUAAUGGAGAUGAAACCAAUCGGUAUUUAAAAGGUCUUUUUUAGUUAAGGCAGUUAGGCUGGCAGGUAGUGUGCCGGCGUGGCGGGAAGGAGUUGACGCACGAAACGGGACGCUUCCGGUGGGAUGUUGCAGGAUUUUUUUAUUGGAUUUUUUUUAGUCUGAACGGAAACAAAGAUUUUCACUGGAUUUCCAAGCAUCCCCGUGGUGGCCAGAGGCACUUAUAAUGACCCCCAGGGAACAGCUGAGGAAGAUGACGGCGCUGGGAGAGCAGGGCGCUUUGGACGAGAAGCACUGGUACCGCCUCGUCAACGGAAUGUCGGCAAACGCAGAGUUAAGGCAGAGACAGGAGAUGAUCAUGAGGAACCAGAUGGCCAUGGCGCCACAGAUUCUCGCACAGGGCCAGCAGAGGUUACAGGGAGUGCCAACACCAUUUGAACCGCGAUUCAUGGAAAGGGAGUUGGUCCCUCCAACUGAGAUGGUAGCUCCUGACGGCAGGCAGAUGCACAUGGGACCUCACUUGGGCCCCCCUCUGGCGCCACAUGCUGGUGUCCUUCCAGGAAGGAGCUUUCCAGGAGCAGCUGGCUAUGGUUUCCUAGCCUCAGAGCCCAUGGAAACAGUUGCCCGACGACAAGAACUAAUUCACAAGCAAAACAUGGCGAGAAUGGAGAUGAAUGCCAUCCUGCAUCAGAAAGAACUGGAGAACGCCCAACAAAAGGGUCUAAUGGCCAUGGAGAACCCUAUGUCCUACCCUUCCAACCCCUUGGCCUUCAGAGGUCGCCAACGCAUGCCCGAUGGCCACGACGUCUUCGUCCACCGCCCCACAUUGGACGACCUCCACUCCAACAGCAUCCUCAUGUCGGCAAGCCCCUACCCCCCCAUCGGCACACUGCACAGAGAGCGAGGCCGGCGGGUGGGCAGGCGUCCCGCGGCCCACAAGAGCGCAGACCAUCCCGCCGGCCACGUCAAGUGCUUGGCAGAGGACAAAAGUGUGGAGAGGAGUCCAGGAGGUGCGUCCGGCGGGGAGGAGAAGGAGUUGGAAGUGAAGUCAGACGUAGGGGAGGAGAGCGCAACCGGCAAGAUGCAUAACCCGGUAAAAGCUGAUUCUGAAGCAAUUGGGGGAGGAAGGAAGAGCUACAAGGAGGGCGAGACGGGCCUCCAUAAAAGUGGCGCUCCGGACCAAUGCGCAGACACCAGCAACAGUGGAAGCAAUGACAAGGACGUUCCUAGCCAGUGCGCCCCCUUCCAAGAGAAGUUCAUGUACCCCUCAGGAGGCAUGCCUUACAUGUUCCCCGUUGCUGGGAAUGGUUUCCUACCACCUGGUCCGCCAAAUCUCUUCCUAAACAGUGAUGAGGUGUCAGAGGACAUUAGGAAGUGGAGUGUCAACGAUGUUUACAACUUUAUCAAUAACAUCCCAACAUGUUCAGAGUAUGCUCAGACGUUCAAAGACCACAUGAUUGAUGGCGAGACGCUGCCCCUACUUUCAGAAGAACAUUUGCUGGACACACUGGGACUGAAGCUGGGGCCUGCUCUGAAGAUUCGCUCACAGGUGUCCAGGCGCAUGGGCGGCAUGCUGUACAUGGUGAACCUUCCGCUCCCCGCUGGCCCACUACAGGCCGCCCCCGACAAACCAGGAGACCAUUCAUCAGAGAUGGGCUCUCCGGUGAACUGCAACAGCGACGAGAUUAUGAUGAUGGCGUCGAGCCCCCGGGAGGCCGUCGAUGCCCUCAAACCCAUUGAGAACCUCUGCGAGCCGGACAACAACUCCUCUCAUUCUAAAGAGUUAUCCGUUGAGCCCAUUUGAACUCUUAUGGCUAACCAAAACAGCAGCACUUACCACUAGCAGUGUUUGGUUGAAGAUUAAUUUGCGUCAUGUGGAAAAGUACAUAAUCACAAUUAGCGUUCCUGUACACACCGACAAACAGUAUGUUCGCUGGAGAAAAAAAUGUGUGUUUCUAUGUUGCCGUUACAGAGGUAUGCAUUACAAUAACAUGGUGAAACAAAUGAGAAAAGUGGAAAAAAUUACCUGUUAGAUAGAUUUAUGUAUGUAUUUAUUUUUGCAAUAUUACUGAAAUUUGUCAAACUUUUUUAAAAUGGUUUAAAUGAAUUAUAAAUAAAGGUUAAGUUUUUUUUUAUAUUGGAAGUUCAUGCUCACAUUAGUAAACUCAAAUCAAGAUUUAUUGUCAUUAUUGAACAAGACAAAACUGGAGGAUUAGUAAUAAUAAAAA